Mesitornis unicolor (brown roatelo) is the source of this 1118-nucleotide messenger RNA. It is a transcript of the gene POLD2, whose product is annotated as polymerase (DNA directed), delta 2, accessory subunit. The record is from RefSeq and is a predicted model, not a curated record. The annotation marks the transcript as partial. Gene Ontology annotation, molecular function: DNA binding. Gene Ontology annotation, cellular component: delta DNA polymerase complex. Gene Ontology annotation, biological process: DNA replication; DNA strand elongation involved in DNA replication. The transcript is spliced from 8 exons. Lineage: Eukaryota; Metazoa; Chordata; Aves; Mesitornithiformes; Mesitornithidae.
AGGAAAUGCCUGCAGCGGCGCCGGCUCUGCUGCGCUGGCCCCAUCUGGCCUCCACGUGUGGGUUCGGCUCCGUGCCUUGAGGAGAAGCGAGAGCCUUCGCCACGUCCGCUCGCUGGCCUCCGUGUCCGGGCCCGUUGAACCUGGCGCCUUUUCCCCCCUCACGGCCCCGUUUCUGUCCGCAGGGCCCGAGCCAUCCAUCCUGCAGGAGAUCAGCGAGGAGCACAAUCUGGUGCCUCAGCCCCCCCUGCCCAAGUACAUCCACCCCUCGGACGAGCUGAUCCUGGAGGAUGAGCUGCAGCGCAUCAAGCUGGAGGGAGCGGUGGAGGUGCAGAGGCUGGUGACAGGGACCAUCUUGGCCGUGUACGGCUGCGAGCAGGACGACGGCAAGUUCCUGGUGCAGGAUCACUGCUUCGCUGGCCUCCCCCCGCCACUGCCAUGGAAAGGGCCCAGCUCAGACCGGUUCGUGCUGCUGGUGUCAGGGCUGGGGCUGGGCAGCGGCAGCGGCGAGGCCCUGCUGAGCACGCAGCUGCUGGUGGACGCGGUGACGGGGCAGCUGGGCGCCGAGGGCCAGCAGAGCUGCGCCGCCCUCAUCUCCCGCGUCCUCCUGGCCGGGAACCUGCUGAGCCAGAGCACGCAGAGCCGCGACACCAUCAACAAGGCCAAGUACUUGACCAAGAAGACGCAGGCGGCCAGCGUGGAGGCGGUGAAGAUGCUGGAUGAGAUCCUGCUGCAGCUCUGCGUGAGUGUGUUUUUUUUCUCCCAGGCAGGGGAGCAGCGCUGUGCCAGCACCCCGGGGUGGCAAACAGCCCUUCCCUGUGAGCACCGCAUCUGCGUGAGGUGGCAGCGCAGGUACGGCCAUCUGAAUGUCUGAAUCUGCCCUUCCUGCCCCCAAAACUGCAGGUUUCUGGGGACGUCAGGACAGAACGUCAGUGAUAUCUUCAAGUACAGCAGCAUGGACGAUUACCUGGAGAUCCUGGAGUGGACGCUGCUGGCGGGGCACAUCCCGGACACCCUGGGCUGCUACCCCUUUUACAAAUCGGACCCUUUCAUCCUCACCGAGUGCCCCCACGUCUACUUCUGCGGCAACGCUCCCCGCUUCCAGUCCAAGCUGCUCCAAG